CGAUCUCGCAGACCACCAUGAAAUGUGAGAGCGGCGCGUCGCCGAGGAGACCCAAGAAGACGUCGCUGGGAAACGGAAACGACGGAGACGAGGAGUGGCGCACGGAGGGAACGGUUCCUCGUUUCGGUCCGGUAUGCAAGAAGAGGAUGGCCGGCGGGACGACGACGAACAAUGAGAUCCUCGGCGCGGAGGGUGGGGAGGAGGGGCAGGGUACGUCAGCGCGAGGGGAACUGCAUUCCAGAGUGGGCGGCAUUCUGGAAUGCGAUCCCCCCGGUAACAGGAAUUCGUCGAACGAGCGAGCCGCCGCCGCCGCCGCCACCGCCACCGCUGACAACGAGGACGGUGUCUGCCGAUAUGCGGUCGGCGCUGCUAACCGCGCUAUGUCUUUCUUCGAGAUGUGCCAGAUUCGGCUUCAAUAUCUCUUCCCGCAGCUGGGUCCACCCCCGCGUUACAAUAUCCACGACGACUCCAUAGAAUCGACCGCGGAGAUCCUGGCCAAUGACGUAAUGCGGUACUUGUUAAAGGAGGAUAUCUAUCUUAUAUCCCAGGACCCAGUCUCCCGCAGUAUGAGGCACAACGUGUAUCAAAUGCUCAACAAACACAGCAUUCUCUUUACGAGUAUGGUGAAUCGUUUGAACGUUGUCCCGGACACCGCUUAUGAAACGUUUAUGGGGGUCGCCAACGAGCUGUUUUUGCACGGCGUUAUCACAUGGGCUAGGAUCGUUUGCUUAUACGCUUUUAUGGGCAGAUUGGCUUUAUGGGCCAGAGACAGAAGAAUGCACAGUCUCAAAAAGAAAUUGCCACUGUACGUCUCUAGAUACGUUGGUGAAAACAUAACACACUUUAUCAAAGGCUACGGCGGAUGGGAACAAUUGUGCGUCGAGUACCCCGUGGCUGAGGAAGUUAGCGGGGCAGUCUGGCGGAGUCUACUAAUGACGGGAGCCACUCUCGGUCUGAUCGCCACGAUCUUGUCGGUGACUUCUUGAUGGAACUUCACGGGGGACCUUCGUGCGACCUGAGUAUGUUUUGUCGUCAAGAAGCUUUCGCGUACUUAUACGUUCUACGAGAACGCUCUCGAAAGAAAUGUGAAACAGAUCUUUGAAACGUACGCACGUUACAACACUACAACGUUACAACGUUACAUUUCACACGGAACAUCGGAAUCAAUUCAAGCGGAGCGCUUGCUACGUUCUACACGAGGAACAUGCAAAAUUAACAAAAGAUACAUCAACGCGCGUUGACACACAUAAUUUUCAUAUCAAUGUCACUCGGGCUUAGAAUCAUCCUACUUUUUAUAUAACUCCAGCGAACAUACAUAGCAUGAGCGACAGACAAUGACGCUAGUUUCCUAUUACAAUACCUUAUAACAGACUAGUGAAAUUAGUAAACAGAAUAUCUUAUUUAAUUCUACACAGUAGACAUUUUAUAUUAAAGUAAUUCCUAAUAAUAAUACUCAAAAUUGAAGAAAUUUAUGCAACACGAAAUAAGGAAUCUCGAAAUUGUAUUGAAUUUAGGUAGACGCAAUCUAUUUAUUUAUAAUUUAUUUUAGGUAGAGAAUAUAAUUAAAUAAUAAAUUUUUUCGAGUAUAUAUCUUUGGUCACAGAACCGAUCGCAAUCCACACACUUUAUAAACUUUAAGGGAUAUAUGUAAUACCGACGAAAAAAAAAAAAAAACGAUGGCUACGAAUUACGAGUAUACCAUCAUGUAUAUUCAAAUAAUGGCUACUUUUUAUAUGUUGAUAUAUUCUAUUUACACUUGCAAAAAUUUUAUAUGCAUAUUCAGAAUAAAUACUUUUAUAAAAUAACGAUCAUUCUUCUGUAAUCAUUAUCGAAACAAGACAGAUUUAAAAAUACCUACACUAUACAAAGAUAAUGUCGAUCGUAUUCUCGCAAUUUCGCAAAGGAUUUAAUGUAAUUUUUGAUCUUCCUCGAUCCCAUCAGUAUUAAAAUAUGUAUAAGUAUGUAUUAUUGUUUGUUAAAAAAUUAAUUUUUCAUACAUCAAAUAUCGUACUGUCAAUGGAAAUUUACAGGGUAGAGCACAAGUUACUGUUAUAAAAUUUUAAAUAUAGUUUUAUGAGAAGCGAUUUACACUUCUACACAAAUAAAAGUCCCUCAUAAAAUAAUACAAAGACUUAUUUACAUGGUAUAAGUACUUUUGUUUUCUUGGAAGACGUCGCGUCAACAUCGUUAAAGCAUCUUUAAUGUGAAUGAUCAUAAAUUAUAAGUGAUAAGUUUUGAUAUAUAGUUGUUGCGUAUUGUGACAAAAGGGAUCGCUCUUAAUCAUUACGAAAUACUGUAAGUGACGUACUUUUGAUGUAUAUGUCUGCAAAAUAAUCAAAAAUGCUAACUUCAUGUAAAAUAACACUAUCAUUCCUGCAGCGACACAAUCCUCCUAACAGUAUAUCUAUGUAAUCCAAAACAUUAAUUAAUGAAUAAUAAUAGAAGACAUUGACAUUUGACACUUACACACAUAUUAAUAGCUUGAAAAUAAGAAAUGUAAUUCUUUUCUGUAGAAUGCAAUCACGAUGAUACAAAUUAAGUUUCGAAUAUAAGUAGCAAUUCAAUGUGCAUGCGGACAAUUUUGUUUUAAAAGAGGCUACGUUGUAUAUCAGAACUCCGACUUACUGAGAUUUGCAUGAAUGCGAAAACAAUAUGAACUCGUCGAAAUCUCGUACAUAUUUAUCAUAUCCAUGAGACUACUUGAGAUCUAAAUCACUUAAGAUUUACAGUGUAUGUAUGUAUGUAUAUAUGUGGAUGGAUGUAUGUAUAUAUAUUGCAGUAUUUACAAUAUUAUAUUAUAUAUUUAUAAUUAUAUAUAUGUUAACAAAAGGCAACACCGAACAAUGAUCAGAAAUCUAUCCCUAAGGAUCUCAUAAAGGAUGACAAUGCAUGAUAAAAUGUACGUAUUGAUUUAUAGCUACAAAAGUAAAGUCACGAUUCUUUCUAUAUAUUA
Wasmannia auropunctata (little fire ant) is the source of this 2953-nucleotide messenger RNA. RefSeq lists its product as uncharacterized. Gene Ontology annotation, biological process: regulation of apoptotic process; intrinsic apoptotic signaling pathway in response to DNA damage; extrinsic apoptotic signaling pathway in absence of ligand. Gene Ontology annotation, molecular function: protein homodimerization activity; protein heterodimerization activity. The transcript has 5 exons. NCBI's taxonomy places the organism in Eukaryota, Metazoa, Arthropoda, Insecta, Hymenoptera, Formicidae. The coding region runs from base 18 to 986 and encodes 322 amino acids. Gene Ontology annotation, cellular component: mitochondrial outer membrane. The record is from RefSeq and is a predicted model, not a curated record.